Monopterus albus (swamp eel) is the source of this 1823-nucleotide messenger RNA. RefSeq names its product flotillin-2a. Gene Ontology annotation, biological process: regulation of myoblast differentiation; protein localization to plasma membrane. Gene Ontology annotation, molecular function: protease binding. The record is from RefSeq and is a predicted model, not a curated record. Gene Ontology annotation, cellular component: plasma membrane; cytoplasmic vesicle; flotillin complex. Bases 123 to 1421 code for a protein of 432 amino acids. Lineage: Eukaryota; Metazoa; Chordata; Actinopteri; Synbranchiformes; Synbranchidae. The transcript is spliced from 11 exons.
GCAACGGCACGAAUGUUGUUAGGAUUAUUGAGUUGUCAGGAAAAGGGGGAGAAGUGUUUAUACGUCAGUUUGGUUUUGCAUGCUUCCAGUAGGUGUAGAUACGCAUUUUUUCUAUAGGUGAAAUGGGAAACUGUCACACCGUUGGACCAAACGAAGCCCUGGUGGUUUCAGGUGGCUGCUGUGGCUCAGAUCAGAAGACAUAUGUUGUUGGGGGCUGGGCCUGGGCCUGGUGGCUCAUCUCUGACAUCCAGAGAAUGUCUCUGGAGGUUAUGACCAUCCUCUGUCGCUGUGAGAAUAUCGAAACCUCGGAGGGUGUUCCCCUGGAUGUGACAGGGGUGGCUCAGGUGAAGGUGAUGACCGAAAAGGAACUGCUGGGCUUCGCUUGCGAACAGUUCCUGGGGAAAACAGUCAUAGAGAUCAAGAGCGUCAUCCUGCAGACUCUCGAGGGUCACCUGCGUGCCAUCCUCGGCACCCUAACUGUUGAGCAGAUUUACCAAGAUCGAGACAAAUUUGCCAGCCUGGUGCGAGAGGUGGCGGCACCUGAUGUUGGACGUAUGGGCAUCGAGAUCCUCAGCUUCACCAUCAAGGAUGUAUAUGAUAAAGUGGAGUACCUGAGUUCACUGGGCAAAACCCAGACAGCUGCAGUACAGAGGGAUGCAGACAUCGGGGUGGCAGAGGCAGAGAGAGAUGCUGGCAUCAGGGAAGCUGAGUGUAAGAAAGAAAUGAUGGAUAUCAAGUUCUUAGCUGACACAAAAAUGGCUGACUCCAAACGAGAGCUGGAAAUGCAGAAAGCAUCCUUUAACCAGGAAGUGAACACUAAGAAAGCAGAGGCACAACUAGCAUACGAACUGCAGGCGGCCAAAGAACAGCAGAAGAUCCGCCUGGAGGAGAUUGAAAUCGAGGUUGUGCAGAGGAAGAAGCAGAUCAGCAUUGAGGAGAAGGAGAUCAUCCGCACUGACAAAGAGCUCUGUGCCACUGUGAAGAGACCUGCCGAGGCUGAAGCCUACAGGAUGGAGCAGGUAGCUGAAGGACAGAAGAUAAAGAAGGUGCUGACAGCGCAGGCAGAGGCGGAGAAGAUCCGUUGUAUCGGUGAGGCGGAAGCCGCCUCCAUUGAAGCGGUGGGGAAGGCAGAGGCUGAGAAGAUGAGGCUGAAAGCUGAAGCCUACCAGCAGUAUGGCGACGCUGCCAAGACCGCGCUGGUCCUGGAGGCUCUGCCCAAGAUUGCUGCUAAGGUGGCUGCACCGCUGUCGAAGACCAACGAGAUUGUGAUCCUGAGUGGAGAAGGCAGCCGUGUGACUGGAGAGGUGACCCGUCUGUUAGCUGAACUUCCUGUGUCCAUCAACGCCCUCACUGGGGUGGAUCUAUCGAAGAUCCCUCUGCUUCAGAAAAUGACCAGCCCGCAGUGCCAAGCAGCCAUGUGAUGAACCAGGCCAGACUUCCACAUACAUCUGUCUCAAAUAUGAAAUUGUCUGUUUCAGCCUCUGACCUCUUAAUACAACUGCCUUUGACCAGAAACACUUGGCACUAACCAAAAGAGUUUUUAUAUUUUUAAGAGGUUUUUAAUUUUCUCAAGGAAACAAAGCUGUGGCCUUACUUCUUAAGGACCACACUGUAUGUAUCUCCUCUUGUUUUUGACACACUGAUAUUAUUUUACACAUUAGUAUAUUAGUAGCGGUUAGCACGGAAUAUAUUCAGUGAUUUUGUUCAGCCCUGCAAGUCAUCCAACAGAGUUGGGUAUUUCAGGGAGACACCAGUCAGCACUGCCUCUCUUUGAAUGCGGUUAAACAUUGUUUAAAGGAGGAUCAAUGCAACAGUCUUCACUU